Schizophyllum commune H4-8 is the source of this 668-nucleotide messenger RNA. RefSeq lists its product as uncharacterized. Gene Ontology annotation, molecular function: structural constituent of ribosome. Gene Ontology annotation, biological process: mitochondrial translation. The record is from RefSeq and is a predicted model, not a curated record. Lineage: Eukaryota; Fungi; Basidiomycota; Agaricomycetes; Agaricales; Schizophyllaceae. The transcript has a single exon. Bases 1 to 564 code for a protein of 187 amino acids.
AUGUCGUCCGCUCUGUUGCAACGGGUGCGCGCCCCGCCUGCGCUUCGCGCCGCACAGACGUCUGUGCGCCACUACGCCCGCGCCGAGCCCAACACCGGCGAUCCCAAGAAGGAGCACAUCCGCCGCGCGCUCUACCCCAGCACCAUCCGCAACAAGCCCACGCCCACGGGCACCUACCGCCCCGACGUCGCCCGCGCCCUCCUCCGCGCCGUCCCUCACACGCACGCACACGAGGUCAUCGAGCGCGCGUGGCUGCUGCACAAGCGGCACGUCCGCAAGGCGCGCGACGCGGAGCUCGCGCGCAAGUUCCGCUGCAUGCAGGAGGCGAUGGACGAGCUUGAGCGGAUUGCGCCGCACCUACACCUCGAGGCGAACAAGCGGGAGGACCCGCGCGCGAGGAGCAAGGCAGAGAUGGAGAGGCUGAAGGAGCUGUCGACGCCGCAGGCAAGGGCGCUGGACGCACGGAUACGCGGCCUCUUCCCGCGCGAGCUCAAGGUUCCGACGGAAACGCCGUCUCGCACGGGGUGGAACUACGACUGGGAGCCGUUCCAGCGUCCGACAUAGAGGUGCGUAUACAUGCUCGGCCUUCGAUGCACGCAACUGAGAAAAGCAAUACAGGCAGGGAUGCGACGUUGCAUGGAUAUACAGUACAGAGCAAGAGAUUGGAU